This is a messenger RNA of Acinonyx jubatus (cheetah), 1198 nucleotides long. It is a transcript of the gene CA2H3orf49, whose product is annotated as chromosome A2 C3orf49 homolog. The transcript is spliced from 6 exons. The record is from RefSeq and is a predicted model, not a curated record. Lineage: Eukaryota; Metazoa; Chordata; Mammalia; Carnivora; Felidae. The coding region runs from base 229 to 1113 and encodes 294 amino acids.
AUCCCCAACCUCUGAGAAGUGGUAAACAGGGCCAGUCCCACCAGUGAUGUCUCUCACACCUAGAAGGGAAUAAGAACAAGAUUCCAAAACUUUCCUACAUACUUCCCGCCCCUGCCCCCAACAUCCCAGAAGUUAAAAGCGCCUGUGGCACUGGCUAUUUUCCUUUGCUGUUGUGAGCUGAAGACCUGAAGAAAUCCACAACAGCUACGGCAGGUGGACCUGACAGCAAUGGACCCCCCUCAACUGUAUCUUCCAGAGUCUUUUAAGGGUGCCUGUGGAAGAGCUGGCCAGUACCGAAGACUCCAGCAACCCAGAAAGAAAAACGGCCCCUUCAAAAGGAAGGGGAUGGAAAGAUGGCAUAGAGCUGUGUCUACCAACCUAGUAAAACAAAACAUAUUGGUGCCCAAAGAUGAAACGUCCGGGGAUAGCGACAUGGAAUUUCAUGAAAGCCAGCAAAAUACAAAAAAAACCUGGAUGAAGAAAGUGAAGACUGUUUUGGGAAGGAUGCUGUCCUACAAAAGUAGAAGCAAGUCAGCAAAUGGCAGCAGAGGGGCCUGCGCCAACCCUAAGGAAACUUUCCUUUCAAACCCUCAGAGCCUUCUUCCUAGAAUUGUCAAGGACCUUCCAUCUGCCAGGUUAUUCAUGAAACCAAGAAUGAGAAAGCUGUCACAGAAUGCGACUAUACAACUUGAUGUUGUAGAAGCUGAGACAGAGGAGAUAACCCGAGGAAAUACUCUACUCCGGGCCAGGAGAACCACCAAGCGGUUGUCUGUGACAUCCCUUCCUUCAGGACUGCAGAAGGUUCCGUACUCAUCAAAAAAGAGAUCCCACUUUCCAGCACUCAAAAAAAAGAAACAUAGAGUGGAAAACAUCCUCCGAAAAUCAGAUUUGACAGUGGGAAAGCUUCAAAUGCAGGUGGAUGACCUCAUAGAAACAGUGACAGAUAAAUCCAUGAAGUUAUUGGCCCAAAGACAUGCGGAGCUUCAACAGUGUGAGUUUCUAGGGGAUGAAAUUCUUCAGUCUUCGAAGCAGUUCCAGAGGAUAUCCAAGAGAACCAUGAGGAAGUAUAAACUGAAAAAUGUAGGAUAUAAGAAGCCAGCAGAGUAUAAGUGAACUUAAGCCACUAUUGAUCAUUAAGCAGACUGAUUCUGAUGAGGAUCUUACUACCUAUUUGCCCAGCAAAGAAAAGAUCAGCUAG